AUGACGGUUGAACUGUGUCAACUUUACUGCAUUCAGAAAUACUACUCCUUCUUUGGACUAGAGGAUGGCAAGAGUGGACGCACACCAAUGUUCCACGCGGCUGAGAACAAUGAAAUAGACAUGGUAGAGAUGCUUCUGAAGAGGGGAGCUAACCCUGACGUGUUGAACUAUGCAGGCAGCACAGCCAUCAUGGCAGCUCAAGCCCGCAACUUCAGUCUGAUCACGAAGAUGCUGAGUCGGGCAUCGGAGUGGAAUGAUGAGGAGGGGAGUGGAACAUCGUCUCCAGCCUCGAAGGUCAGUGUGUACCUGCCUGACCCGGCAGUCGGGGUGUGGAAUCAUGCUGUUCCCCUCCGCAAUCCCGCAACCAAGCAGAAGGGCACCGCACAAACUGCCCCCGUGGCAACGUUUGUCCGAGCUUCCUCAUCACUGGCUGCUGACAAUGAAGUGAGCCUCACUCAGAGUAGUGCUGUGAAGCCUCCCGAAACUGUGCCCCGAGUAACCGUUGGCAACAGCAUCAUGGACAAGACGGCAGUGGUAAUGGAAAAGAGGCCAUCAUCAUUUGUAUCAAGGACAGCGUCCAGGUCCCCCGAGUUUAAUUCUGUGGUAGCAGAUGAGUUUAAGGGAAAAGAUUAG
Molecule: messenger RNA, 633 nt
Organism: Haliotis rufescens (red abalone)
Lineage: Eukaryota; Metazoa; Mollusca; Gastropoda; Lepetellida; Haliotidae
Product: B-cell lymphoma 3 protein-like
Exons: 3
Coding region: 1-633 (210 amino acids)
Molecular function (GO): protein binding
Source: RefSeq, a predicted model, not a curated record